This is a messenger RNA of Penicillium subrubescens, 975 nucleotides long. RefSeq names its product flavin adenine dinucleotide pyrophosphatase. The record is from RefSeq and is a predicted model, not a curated record. The transcript is spliced from 3 exons. Lineage: Eukaryota; Fungi; Ascomycota; Eurotiomycetes; Eurotiales; Aspergillaceae. The coding region runs from base 1 to 975 and encodes 324 amino acids.
AUGCUCAACCGCCUCAAUCUCCUCACUCGCCACUUCGCUCGUCCCUUCGGUUCCAUCCGUCCAUCUACCCCGACUUCGUCCCUGGCCCGGGGUCCGUCCGCGAUGACAUCAGCCGCGAAGCCCAUCCACACGGCAGCAUGCCUGAUCAUUGGCGAUGAAGUGCUUGGUGGAAAGACCAUCGACACGAACUCGCCCUUCCUAGCCAAAUUCUGCUUCCGUCUCGGCAUCCAGCUGAAGCGGGUGGAGGUCAUUCCUGACGAUGAGGAGGAUAUCAUGGAGGCAGUGCGCCGCAUGAGUGCCCGCUACGACUUUGUCGUUACUAGCGGAGGCAUUGGUCCGACCCACGAUGACAUAACCUACCAAUCCAUCGCCAAAGCCUUCAACCUCAAACUGCAACUCCACGAACCAGCCUUCGAACGCAUGAAGCGCCUCUCCCGCCCACACCCCAUGCAACCAAACUUUGACUGGGACACGCCCUCGCCCGGCCUAACCGCCAAACUGCGCAUGGUCGAACUCCCCUUCGACCCCAAACUCCCCGCCGAAUCCCAAGCCCUCUUCGUCGUAGACGACAUGUGGGUGCCCAUUGCCGUGGUAAACGGCAACGUGCACAUCCUCCCCGGCGUACCGCGUCUCUUCGAGCGACUCCUGCUAAAUCUAAAGCCGCAUUUGGUGCCGCGGUUGAGCGACCCGGAGGGUAAGGGGACGUUCCGGUUUUUGUUUAGUACGCCGUUACCGGAGAGUGCGGUUGCGCCGUUUUUGACGGAGUUGGCGGCUAAGGUUGAGCCCAGGGGUGUUAAGGUGGGAAGUUAUCCGCGUUGGGGGAAGAAGAGGAAUACUGUUACGCUGGUUGGUGCUGAUAAGGCGUUUUUGGAGUCGUUGGUGCCAGAGGUAGAGGUUGGUGUUGAGGGGAAGUUGGUUGUCAAGGAGGAUGAGUUGGAUCCUCCUUCUGAUACAGAGCAUGUUUAUAGUCAGUAG